Molecule: messenger RNA, 1371 nt
Organism: Strongylocentrotus purpuratus (purple sea urchin)
Lineage: Eukaryota; Metazoa; Echinodermata; Echinoidea; Camarodonta; Strongylocentrotidae
Exons: 3
Coding region: 61-1371 (436 amino acids)
Biological process (GO): signal transduction
Source: RefSeq, a predicted model, not a curated record
UUCAGUGUAAUAUGUAUAGGUAUAGGGUAUUAUUACUCAAAACUGAAUGAAGCUGCCACCAUGGACGCACAGCAAAACCUGACGGAAGAGCAAAAGGCGAUGGUUGAAGCUUAUUGCCAUGGGAUCGAUGAAUUUCUUGUAAGUUUCAAAGAAAGUCGAAAAUUAGAGGCUUUUACCCUUAUCGAUGAUUGUAACAUUCUCGACAAGAUCUACCCUCUGAAAACUGGGGACGCAAAAUCUGCCAUUAUCAAAUACUUGGUCUCUUAUGAUGAAAUAUUUGAGAUAUUUACGUUGGUUUGGAAGAGUCUUGUACAUGAAAACAUCCCCUAUUUCCUCGACUCAGAGACGUUGUUGGGAUUGGCGGUUAGUAUUACCAAUCUAAUAGAUUGUUCGGACGAGUUCGCCUAUGCCUUUGGCGAGAAGGGUCUUCUUACUAUGGUCAUUCGAGAUCUCCAGACGAAUCUAGGCGACGGACACAUCCAUCACGUACUGAACAUCAUCUACAACUGCUGUAGGAGAAUACCCGAGAACAGAGUCAUGUGUCGAGAGUUCGUUGUUACCCUCCAGGAGUAUUCACAAUCGAAGAACUCUGAGAUUCAGGCCCAUGCCUUCUUGGCGCUUUCCUUCAUCGUCGACAAAUCAGAAAUUCAUAAGAUAUCCCUAAAUGAACCGUGUCUGAAAUUCCUCUUGCUGGCUCUUAAGUCGGCCAUGAGUGAACCAGAUGGCAGGUCUCGGGUCGGCAGUUACUCGACACUCGAGGUCCUCCAAGGACUCAACCAGCUGGCCAUCAACGACUGCAACAAGCUUCUCAUCGUAAAACUUGGUGGGAUAGACGUCCUGGAGCGAAUCCUGAUGGAAGAAGGAUCUAACGACGAAGAAAAGCUUUGGGCUGCCCGAGGAAUAUGGCAACUGGCUUUCAAAGAAGAGAACAAAGUCAAUAUACAUCAGCGUUCAAAACUCCUUAAAACACUGAAGAAGAUUAGAGAAACGACUGAGAAUUGUGAUGUCAAGGACGCCUGCUCGGGUGCACUCUUCGUCAUCAAUGACGUGUUUGACAUCGAUGAAGAGUUCAAAGGUCACACCCCUACACGUGGAGAUCGUGGUCCAAGUUCGGUGAAGAGGGAGGAUUCGCCUGGUCAUGUGGAGGGUCAUAUCAUGAUUAGCUACCAGCAUGCAAGCCAGGAGCGAAUGCUGCAAGUCAAGCGCCAUCUGGAAGAAUCUGAAUACAACGUAUGGAUGGAUGUGGACAAAAUGAAAGGCGAUAUACUGGAUUCCAUGGCCAAGGCAGUCCAGGGAGCUUCGGUCGUACUGGUUUGCAUGAGUCAUAAAUUCAAAGAAAGUCAAAACUGUCGUACAGGUGAGAACAAAUAA